AUGACCUCGCUGACCAGUCAAUCUGCCGCCCAGGCGGCUCGGACGGAGGCGCCCUCAUCGCUUCCUGACAAUGUCCAGCAACUCCUCGAGCGCGUUCGCUCUGAUCAGGCCAACGUCAACCUCUUUUCCGACCUCUUGCAGGCGGCCUGCGACUAUCUUGACUCGACAAAGGCGAAGCAGUCUCACAUCUUUUGCUCGAUAGGCAGACCAUGCGACUUUGAGCUCGAGAGCUGCAUGCUCCGCGCCUUCAGCUUUCGGAACAAGGAUAACAUCGAUCGCUGGAAGGCUCGCAUCACUACCGCUAUCUAUUCCAACUGCCUCGACUGCUACAAGGGCUUUCUCAGAGCGAAGGACCAUCUUCGCUCCGUCUACCUCUCGUCGUUCCCGGCAGACAAGCUCGACGCUUUCUUUGCCUACCUGGAUUCGGUCGAGGAAGAGCUCGCUCUCAAUGUCCUCAAAAAGCUCAAGUUAAGCUCGGAGCAGCCAGCGUUGUCAAAGCUCACGCGUGCCGAGAUCUACGCUGUGCUCACCUUGGUCGCCUCGCCAAAGGCUACCAAGCUCAAUGCUGAACUCAAAAGUAUCUGGAAAAGUGAUCAGCUCAGCAACCUUCAAGAUCUACCCGCCGGUCUACUCACUCUCUGCAUCGACGAAAGCGCCCUGAUCCGCUCUUAUGCUGCCAGACCAAUGCUCUUUCUCAAGCCGCUCGCCCCAGACAUGGCGAGUCUCAGCAUCUUUACACAAGCCCUGCGACGCGUCCAAACGCGCUAUGCAGAUGACGGCGCUGAGGCAGACUGGUCGCUCCUCUCCAUCCUGCUCAACGCGGCUCCUUCGCUCGCUGCUCUCCUCACCUCAACCAUCCUCAGCCAUGUCCAUGACCGAAACGAUCGCUUUGGCGACGUCCUCAAAGCGUACGCCACCCUCUUGAAACUUCGAGGCCCUGAUACGUGGAACAUCAACAGCAGCAGCAGCAGCAAUGACAAUAUCGAUGACGCCUCCUCCGCCGCCAAGGACGACGAAUACCCCACCGUCAUCCUUUCGGGCAUCCUCGACAAUCCCUACUUUACUAAACCGCUCUUCGAAUCUCCGCAGUCCGUUUCGAACCCACGCGAAAGGGGCCUCUUCUUUGGCUGGAUGCGUCCUCACCUUGACACGCUCCGACCUCACGGAGCCAAGCUCUUCAGCGAAGCCAUCAAGCGUAUCGCUAAUUUCCUUUUUGAACGCAUGCAGCAAGGCCACGUCCCCAAAGAGUGCCGUGCAGUCGCGUUCACCGAGGCCAUCGAUCUCGUCCUCAGCCACUCGGACGAAGCCAACAGCAGGCAGGUCGUCGAUCUCUAUGCUGCUUCCAUCUCGCAGAUUGCUUUGUCCAUCGACACCAAGGCGGACGAUCCCACACGUCAUGCUGCCCGCAACCUCAUUGCGCAAGCGUUCGAGCGAGACGUGCAGACGCUCUCGCGCGCUCUGGUCAAGCUCUCGUCGCUGUCCCAUAGCAACAACAACAAGUCGAGGAUGCGCGCAAGGGCUCAACGUGAUGGCAAGUCUGUUGCCGCUGCCGAAACAUUUUACGAUGAGGUAGGACGUCAUGACUAUCCCGUGGUCGAAAUCUGCAGCAUGCUCUGGAAAGAAGUCUACAGCGUCACUUUGACUGGCACGUCGAAGGAGGGCGUCAGCAUCCUUUUGGGCGCUCUGGCACGCCUUGCCUGGUGCAUGCCGCCGUCCCUGCAGACGCACACGCUCAAGCCGCCUUCCACGGGCACCAUCCCCGCUUACGACUCCUACGUCACACGAGUGCGACAGUCCGUCGCUAGCAUGUUGAGUGCCUUUCGAGCCAUGCGACGUCCCGAGUUCGGCGAGCGUUUGGCCGACUUUGGCGAGAUCGCCUGCGAAGACGAGGCGCAGCAGCUUUGCACUGCCGACGCUUACAGCCUCUUGCUUCUCAACCUCUGUCCUGACCCUGACGUCUAUCGUCCUGCGCAGAACUUGCUCCGCCAAGCCUUCACCACGGUCGAGAGUCGUGCUGAUUGCUUCCGCAUCCUCUUCCAGAUCAAUCAUACCUCGUCCCUCCGCGCCCUCGCAGACUAUCUCCAGCAGUUCAUUCACGUAACCGGCAAACUCAUCGAGGCCAACGAGCUGGCCAAAUGGAUGGUCCGAAGUUUCGCGGACAUUGUCAACGUGCUCGCCGGCAGUACUGAUGGUCUUUUGCGCCCAGGCACGUCUUGGACCCUGAUCGAAGACCGAUCCACAUUGCAGGCGGUGGCGCUCAAGGCCCCAACUAUCUGGCGCCUCAUGUGCGAAAGUGUAGCGUCCAUCUUCAGACGAACUCCCUCUUGGUCCACCCUGCUAGCCCGAGAAGAGAUGGUGGCCUGGUUCCGAGACGUGACGAUCUUUGCCUCGGAAAUGGUGGAUUCGCUUGCCGUCUUUCGCAACGUCGUCCGCCGAGCUGCCGAAGCACCAGCCCGGUGGACUGGCAAGGCCAAAGAUGAUGCAGAGACGGAAGGUCUGGAGCCGGCUGAGGACGAGAUGAUGGUGCAUGCGUUGGCCCUUCCCGUCGAGUCGGCCACGAGCUGGCUUCGCAUGAACGACGAGGACAUUCUUCGUGAAACGCAGUCAUUCAUCCUCAAGGCGCUCGACCAGUUUGGUGUCGAGUACGACCUGCCCGCCAAGUCCAAGGAGAAGAUGCUCGGGUUCAUCAACGAGCAGAUGGGCAUCAAGGAUGCUGCUGAUAGACACACGCUGCUCACGCUCGAUGAGCUCGCCGAUCUCAAGAUACGUCUCGAUCCCAAUUCUGGCGUGAUUGAGAUCAGCGACGAGGACGACGAUACUAACAGCAUUGCUUCAGACACCAAGCUGACGCAGUCGACUUCCGCCACGUCUAUGGCCGAUUCCUCUGCAUCGUCUUUGACAAGUGUCGCUACCUCCUCAGCAGCUGUCAGGGUGCCGUCUUCGUCGACCGCCUCCUCGACACGUCCCAAGGAAGAAAGCGACAAUUCGCACUGGUGGGCCGGAGUCGGCAACUUUGGCAUGCUCAGCAAGAGCCAACAGCAACGCCGCAACAAGCUCAAGCAGUCCAAGCUCAGCUUUGCCAAGGUCAACCCUAAGGACAUCAUCGAUAUUGACAAGGACGAUUGCGCCUCGUCCUCCUCCAAGAAGCCCAUCACGCUCGACUUCACGCGCCCAAAAGCUGCACCCGCACUCGCUCCCUCGGUGCCCAUCAACGCAUAUCGUGGCGCCUCGGCUCGAGGCGUCUACCCUUCUGGCAGCGCUUCGUCGGCCGCCUCGCGCGCCGGCAUGUCCAAGACAAGCACGGGCAAAUUGGCACAGCUGCGUCAAGAGCUUGGCGGGGCAAGCAGGUCGUGGAAGCCGCAAAAUGUCAACGCGCGGUCGAACGAGAGUCGAUGGGGUCGCAACCAUGAGGACGACGUCACCGUCCGGGCACCUGCUGCUGUUAGCUCCGUCACCGGUGCGCUCAUCAACAAGAUGCCGGCACCCACCACCGACGCCGCCAAAGCAGCAGCUGCGAGGAAAGCAGGCGGCGCUGAGAGCGAUUCCACGACCUCAUCUUCCUCUUCGUCCGAGUCGAGCGACGAGGAGAGCGAGGCCAAGGGACUGGCUGCGCUCCGUGCCAAGGUAGACAAGCCUCGUGUGACAAAGGCGGCCCAGCCGCAGCGACGUCAGAUUGUGGUCAAGGAAGAUCAUCAUCUCGACCGUGCUCGUCGAGAACGUGCCGAUGCCGAGCGCAAACGCAUCCUCCGUAGCCCGCCCGACUUUUCGGCUUUGCAUCGAAGCAUCUUGACAUGGGACUAUUCGCACGACACCAACCGUCCUCCGGCCCUUGCCGGUAAGGACCCCGAGUACCGACGCAUCCAGCCGCACUUUACCAAUGCCAACGACUAUGGUUCUGUGUUCGGCCCACUCCUCUUGCUCGAAUGCUGGGCACAAUUCCGCCAAGCCAAAGAGGAAGCCGAGACCUCCAACGCGCGCAGCUUUCCUCUCGAGGUGGCCGGUCGUUCGACGGUCGACGCCUUUGUUGACGUUAAUGUCACCAUCCCGCCGGAUGUGCUUCCGCCCACUGAGUUUUUCAACGACACCGAGAUCGUACGCCUCAAGGAGAGGAUGCCCGCCAUCUCGGGCAAGCAGCCCAAGAUUGUUUUAGCCAAGGUCGAAGCUUUCAAGCGCCAUCCUCAAGGUCAUCAAUUGACGCUGCGGUGCUGCCUGUCCCAAGAUCGUCAGGGUGUCAGCACGGCGCUGGUGAAUCGCAGCAAGUGGGAACUCAAGAAGCUCUUUUCGCUCACGACGUUGCACCGAGAAUUUGCAGCCCUCAUGGCGGCGCCGUACUACGACCUCUUCUCUGAUGUCAUCCGCGGCCGUGUCGCUCCAAAAGUGACGCUCAGCAGUGACGAGGUGAGGAAGGCGAUGCACGGAUACCAAGUCAAUGAGCCCCAAGCCCGAGCUAUCCUGGGCUCUCUGGCCACCGAAGGUUUUUCGCUGAUUCAGGGUCCACCGGGUACCGGUAAGACCAAGACCAUCUGCGCCUUGAUCGGUGCGUUCGUCUCGAACCGCAAAGGCCCGUCCACGUCCGUGCAAGCCGGUCAAGCUCAAGGCAAGGUAGGUGCCACCAAGAAGAUUCUGCUGUGUGCACCGAGUAACGCCGCUAUUGACGAAGUGGCCAAGCGAGCCAGAGCCGGAAUCCGUCUGUCUGACGGCAGGACCAUCCAUCCCAAGGUAGUGCGUGUCGGAAGAGACGAGACCAUGAAUGUCAGCGUCAAGGACAUCUCGCUCGAGAACCUCAUCGAUCAGCGUCUAGAAGGCGGCAGUGCUUUCGACACCAACCGCAACGGAGGCGCCACGGCCGAUCCGAGCGCGCUGCAUGCUGAGAUCCACAACCUCAAGAUGCAGCGAGAACAGAAGCAAAAUGAACUUUCGCAAGCGCGGGCCAGCGGGAGCCAGGCUACAGUGACGCAGCUGGAAGCCGAGAUCCGCAAUCUGUCGGCCAAGAGGCUAGGCGUCAUGUCCAGGCUGGACGAAGCAAAGGAUAAGCAGCAGAGCCAACAUCGACAGCGAGACGCCGACCGUCGACGCGCCAGGAUGGAGAUUUUGGGCGAUGCCGACGUGAUCUGCACUACGCUCUCCGGAGCGGGUCACGAGAUGCUGAGCGGUGUGGCCUUUGACUUCGAGACGGUGGUCAUCGACGAAGCUGCGCAGGCUGUCGAGUUGAGCACCAUCAUCCCGCUCCGGUACGGCUGCAAGCAGUGCAUCAUGGUCGGUGACCCAAAUCAGCUGCCACCCACGGUCAUCUCUCAGGAGGCCGAGAAGCUCGGCUACUCGCAGUCGCUAUUUGUCAGGAUGUUCGAGCGAUCGCCACAGGCGGUGCAUCUGCUCAGCAUCCAGUAUCGAAUGCAUCCCGAAAUCUCCGUGUUCCCGUCCAAGGCCUUCUAUGAGUCGAAAUUGCAAGACGGACCAAACAUGGCGGAGCUGACCCGCCAGCCGUGGCACAAAUACGAGCUGACGCGGCCGUUCAAGUUCCUUUCGACAAAGGCGCCCGAGUCGCCUGGCCGCAUGCAUUCGAUCAUCAACAAGGAGGAGGCGAACGUCGCGUUGGCGCUAUACGAGCGACUGCGGACCGACUACCCCACAGAGAAUUUCGACUAUCGAAUUGGUGUGGUGACGAUGUACAAAGCGCAGGUAUUUGAGCUUAAGCGAACCUUCCAGCAGCGCUACGGUCUCGACAUUGCGGAUCGAAUUGAUUUCAACACGGUCGAUGGCUUCCAAGGCCAGGAGAAGGAUAUUAUCAUCCUCAGCUGUGUGCGUUCCGCCGCCGAGCCUCGAAGUAUUGGUUUCUUGAGCGAUCGACGUCGUCUCAACGUAGCUGUGACGCGUGCCAAGAGCAACCUGUUCGUCAUUGGUAAUGCCGAGCACCUUCGUCGGGGCGACCCUACAUGGGAAAGGCUGGUGGCCACUGCGGAGCAACAAGCAGCGAUCCAGCCAAUCACGGUGGCCAUGCUGCAGAGAGGUGACCGGACGCUGGCCAAGGAUCGUGCUGCGAUGGGGCAGAAGCGACCGCCAGUUACCAACGCACCUGCUGCUAGCGCUGCGCCUCAUCCCAAGCCAGCCACGGCACCUCCCGGACCACCCCCUGCCAGGCCACCCUCGAUGGCACCUCUCAGGGCGACGAACUCGACCUCGUAUGCCCCUCCGCCCGUCAGUGCAGUAGUCGCGCCCGUACGUCAGCCGAUGCAGAAUCCCAAUGGUGUGCCUGGGAGCAAAGGUGCUGGAGGAGAAAAGAAACGCAAAGCAAUCGUGGUCGACGACCCGAAGAUCUUGCCGAAGAAGCCCCGCGUAUCUGCUGAGAGCGAGAGAUCCAUCAGAACUGGAUCGCAAGCCUCACAGUAUUCCAGACCAGGCGAUGGAGGUGCUGCGGUGAACGGCCAAGCCAACCCAAGUCCAAAGGGAGGCGCGCCGGUGCGACCGCCUCGAACCAACGGGCCGGCCGAGAAUCUGCCUUCAGGCAAGCUUCGCGUGCCGCCUCGUCAGAGUCCACAAGGGGUGCCAGCGGGCCCUCCCAAGAGGCCCGUGACUCCGACAGGAACAAGUCCAAGAGAACGCGUGCCGAUUGGUGUUCCCAUUCGAAACGGGAUGGGCAACGGAAGCCCACGAGGAUUGGCAGCUCUGCCUCGGAGACCUGCCAGCCCACCGAAGCCAUCGAACGCCGCACUCAAUGCCUUAUUCGUCAAGAAGCGCAAAUAG
Molecule: messenger RNA, 6741 nt
Organism: Sporisorium graminicola
Lineage: Eukaryota; Fungi; Basidiomycota; Ustilaginomycetes; Ustilaginales; Ustilaginaceae
Exons: 1
Coding region: 1-6741 (2246 amino acids)
Biological process (GO): termination of RNA polymerase II transcription
Cellular component (GO): nuclear body
Molecular function (GO): transcription termination site sequence-specific DNA binding; helicase activity
Source: RefSeq, a predicted model, not a curated record